AUGGAUUCCCCAGUCUCAUCCCAGGACAACGACAUCGAAGUAAACGUCGUAUCUGGAGCCAGCAGUCCUGACAUCCCUUCCUCACCUUCUAGAAGAGACCAGAAGAGCCCCUUCUAUGAUUUGAAGAAGGAUAAAGAAGAGAAGGCCACGGGCAGUGCUCCUUACACGAGUUUUUCUAUCAGUUCCAUUCUUAACCGGACUGAGCCGAGAAGGGAGUCGAAUGUUCUGGAAGCUGCGUUAGCUGCUAAUCAUUUCGGGAGUGCCAAUGAUGCUAUGUUAUCGAGGCUCGGUCUUAUUUCUCAGUGGAGUGCGCUGGCUGGUCGGUAUGGGGGACUCGUACCCGCGCCCUGGUACUGGCAGAGGCCUCAUGAACGGACUCCACCAAGAGAAGACUCCAUAAACAAUGAGGAAGGCUCAGCUGGCGGGUCUCCUCGACCUCGCAGUCCUCCAAGAGCACCAUCUCCUCCCUCCCCCUCGAGAUCCUCACCCCGUUCACCCCGGCUCCAUCCCGCACUCUACCCCCAACAGCAAGAUGUCCAGGACUCGGACCCUGAUGUCGAUGAAAGUGAUGACUUCGACAAAGACGAGAAACGAGACCCCACAUCCAGUCUUGGAAAAAGAAAGAAAAAGACAAGAACCGUCUUCUCACGCUCCCAAGUAUUCCAACUAGAAUCUACCUUCGACAUGAAACGUUACCUGAGCAGUUCUGAACGAGCCGGUCUAGCGGCUAGUCUCCAUCUCACGGAAACCCAAGUCAAGAUCUGGUUCCAGAACCGUAGGAACAAGUGGAAGAGGCAAUUGGCUGCUGAGCUAGAAGCUGCCAAUAUGGCGCAUGCAGCUCAAAGAUUGGUUCGCGUUCCGAUUUUAUACCACGAGUCAAGACCGACGUCUAUGCCUCACACGCCCCUGCCGAUACAUCCGCAGUUUUCUAACGAAACCGGCGUCUACUUCCCCCCUCAAGCGCCGCAGCAGCUACAGCAGCUCCCAGCGUCCCCAGUUACGUCUAGAGCGCCGCUGUCCAGUCUAGUGUAG
Molecule: messenger RNA, 1032 nt
Organism: Melitaea cinxia (Glanville fritillary)
Lineage: Eukaryota; Metazoa; Arthropoda; Insecta; Lepidoptera; Nymphalidae
Product: homeobox protein HMX3-B-like
Exons: 3
Coding region: 1-1032 (343 amino acids)
Biological process (GO): regulation of transcription by RNA polymerase II
Cellular component (GO): nucleus
Molecular function (GO): DNA-binding transcription factor activity, RNA polymerase II-specific; RNA polymerase II transcription regulatory region sequence-specific DNA binding
Source: RefSeq, a predicted model, not a curated record